GGAGAGAUCUCUGGGGAGCGUCCGCGGCCCCGACCACGUGGGAUCGCUCAGAACCGGACGGGGCCGUGCUUUUGACCACGCGGGAACACUCGGCACGCCUGGAACCCUAUGAAACCAUGAUCCCCUACUUUCUCGACGGCCAGACCUGGGCCCCGAUAAGUCAACUCCGGUCACAGAAUCCCCCAGAGGCACUCACCGUCCGAAUGCACGUGGAAGGCCAGAAGCUGACCGUCGCUCUGCAGAGAAAUGACGGGCUCUUUGCCAGCCGCUACACGGAAACGCACCACUCGAAAGACGGCACGGAUGUUUCGCUUCCUGGGAACGGCACGGGCCGCUGCUACUAUCACGGAAGCGUGCGAGGCUCCCCCGGCUCCAGCGUCAGCCUGGCCGCCUGCUCCGGACUCAGGGGAUUUAUUCAACACGGAAAUAAAAGCUUCGUCUUCGAACCCCUGGGCCGGGGCGGGAGCGGACACAAGAUCACGCCCAUGGCCCGACUGGGCAGCCGGCCGGGGGCCUGCGGCCACGGCCUGGCCAGGCCGGACCCUCUGCAGCUCUUCCCGGCACCUGCGAGGAGGCCCAAAAGGGAGACGCAGAAGAUGGCCAAGUACGUGGAGCUGGUGAUGGUCGCCGACAACCGGGAGUUUCAGAGGCAAGGGAAGGACGUUGAAAAAGUGAAGCAGCGACUCAUCGAGAUGGCCAACCACGUGGAUAAGCUGUACAGGCCUCUGAACGUGCGGAUCGUGCUGGUGGGCGUGGAGGUGUGGAGCAGCCUGGACCGCUGCAUCAUCAGCCAGGACCCUUUCCUCAGCCUGCACGAGUUUCUGGACUGGCGGAAACUGAAGCUCCUGCCGCGGAGACAGCACGACAACGCCCAGCUGGUCAGCGGGGUGUUCUUCCAGGGAACCACCGUGGGCAUGGCCCCCCUUCUCAGCAUGUGCACCGUGGAGCAGUCCGGGGGCAUCGUCAUGGACCACUCCGACCACCCGGUGGGCACGGCGGUCACCCUGGCCCACGAGCUCGGCCACAACUUCGGGAUGAACCACGACACCCCCGACCGGGGCUGCUCCUGCCCGUCGGCCGGAGAGAAGGGAGGCUGCAUCAUGAACCCUUCCACCGGGUAUCCCCUACCAGGGGCCUUCAGCAGCUGCAGCGAGAGGGAUUUGGAGGAGAGUCUGCAGAAGGGAGUGGGCACCUGCCUCUUCAACCCGCCGGACGCGAAGGAGUCUCUGGGGGCCCGGAGGUGCGGCAACGGCUUCGUGGAGGAAGGAGAGGAGUGCGACUGUGGGGAGCCUGAGGAGUGUACUAGCCGCUGUUGCAACGCCACGUCCUGCACGCUGAAGCCGGGAGCCGUCUGUGCCCACGGGCUGUGCUGUGAAGACUGUCAGCUGAAGCCGGCCGGGGUCUGCUGCCGGGCGUCCAGCAACCCCUGCGACCUGCCCGAGUUCUGCACCGGCGCCGGCCCGCACUGCCCGGGCAACGUCUACUUGCACGACGGCCUCCCCUGCGCCCGCGUCGACGGCUACUGCUACAGCGGCCUUUGUCGGACCCACCAGGACCAGUGCGCCGCCCUCUGGGGCCCAGGAGCCAAGGCAGCCCCCGGGAUCUGUUUUGAAAAAGUCAACGCGGCGGGAGACCCGUACGGAAACUGUGGGAAACAGUCCAGGACGUCCUUCGCCAAAUGCGAAGCCAGGGACGCCAAAUGUGGAAAAAUCCAGUGCCAGGGAGGUGCCAGUCGGCCGGUGAUCGGGACGAAUGCCGUUUCCAUAGAGACGAACAUCGCCCUGCAGGAUGGGGGCAGGAUCCGUUGCCGCGGUACCCACGUGUACCUGGGGGACGACGUGCCCGACCCCGGCCUGGUGGUCGCGGGCACCAAGUGUGGCGAGGGCAAGAUCUGUCUGAAUCGUCAGUGCCAAAACGUCAGCGUGUUUGGGGUCUCGAGCUGCCUCGCCAGGUGCCAUGGACAUGGGGUCUGCAACAGCAACCAGAACUGUCACUGCGAGGCGGAGUGGGCCCCGCCGUUCUGCGACGUCCCCGGCUUCGGCGGGAGCGUGGACAGCGGACCCGUCCGACGGGCAGACGGCCGCGGUCGGACGUUGGGCCUGCUGGGGACCCUGCUGGGGCUGGCGGCGGUGGGAUCGGCCCUGUGGCUCCAGCGGAAAUCCGUGAUGAGGCUCCUGAUGGCUCGGGAGCGGCUCGCCGGACGGAAAAUCAGGCUUGGGGUGCCCACCCAGCCCCCCGCCCUGCCCCCCAACUGUUUGGACGCCCCCCGGGACCACCCCCAGCUCCACCGUCAGACGUCGGUCCAGAGGCUGCUCCCCACGGCCAUCAUCCAGCAGUCCGCAGCUACCAAAGGGAGGCAUCGGGGGAUUUCGGCCGCCGCCUCGGCCCUUCCAUGCGGGGGGCCCGGUCCUGCCCCCCGUCCCACCACCGGCUACUCCACCUCCACGGGGGCCUCCGAGCAUCCCCCCAAGGCCACAGGCCCAGGAAAUCCAGAAGCCCAACCCUCCCCAGAGGCCUCUGCCAGCCGACCCCCUCACCAAAGCUUCCCGGACUUUUGGGACAAUGCCGGGAAAACAGGAUACUGGACUUCCCAUCGCACCCGGGAGGUCCACCCCCGGACGCCUCCCGCGAGAGAGCCGGCCGGCCCCCGGGACGCCCUCCCAGUGACGGGAAGAGAUCGGAGCCCCCCGGUAGCCGUGAAAACCGAAGUUGGCCCUCUCCCGACCCCGCCGUGGGUUCCUCGGGCCGGGCUCCGGCCUCGGACCGCGCUCUACGUUGCCUUGGCAGCUGCCCCUGGGUACCAGGCCGGGCCGACGGGGGUCUGGCCACUCGCUCAGCGUCCGGUGAAACGAUUAAUUUAUCUCAACACGUGUUCGGGCGCGAUGUCCGGUCGCAAGAUCCCUGUGAAGCCCGGUGUAUUUGCCGCUCCCGUGUCCGUGAAGCCGGCCCCGUCUGCUCUUGGGAUGCCUGGACGGGACGCACGUCCCCAUCCUGUCCCGAGGCCGGCGGCUGAGCGGGUGGGCUUCUCCGGCCUAGGAGUCGUGUUCGCCCGAUGCCCACUCGGGUCUCCAGCACCUCGGUGCCCAUCCGCCCGGGGAGAGACGUACUGGCGGCGGCAGGAGCCGGGGAUCUCCCGCCGCUCUGCGCCGUAGGCCUCUUUCCUGGAGGAUUGAGGCCUUCUCGCUUUCCCCCAGCAUUUCCGCAGAAAAUCCGCUCCUCCAGGAUUUUUCCGGCCAGCU
This is a messenger RNA of Tachyglossus aculeatus (Australian echidna), 3239 nucleotides long. It is a transcript of the gene ADAM12, whose product is annotated as ADAM metallopeptidase domain 12. Gene Ontology annotation, biological process: proteolysis. Gene Ontology annotation, molecular function: metalloendopeptidase activity. The record is from RefSeq and is a predicted model, not a curated record. Lineage: Eukaryota; Metazoa; Chordata; Mammalia; Monotremata; Tachyglossidae. The transcript has 23 exons. The coding region runs from base 117 to 3152 and encodes 1011 amino acids.